Molecule: messenger RNA, 1955 nt
Organism: Pecten maximus
Lineage: Eukaryota; Metazoa; Mollusca; Bivalvia; Pectinida; Pectinidae
Product: toll-like receptor 4
Exons: 1
Coding region: 11-1915 (634 amino acids)
Biological process (GO): immune response; toll-like receptor signaling pathway
Cellular component (GO): membrane
Molecular function (GO): protein binding; transmembrane signaling receptor activity
Source: RefSeq, a predicted model, not a curated record
UACUGGAACGAUGUGCACGUAUAUGUGGUUCGCAGUUAUUGUGUUAACUGAACAUCUGUGUACAGCUGCAGUUGGUCCAAUACCUAACUGUACGGUGGUGGUAGGCAGUACACUGGACACAGACCGUACACUGGACACAGGCCGUACACUGGACAUCGUACAUGGUCAUACAACGAACUCCGAAAAUGACAAUAAUCUGAACAGCACAGUAAUGAACGUAUACUGCCUUAUAAAUGAAGGGGAUAAUUGGAACUUCUCUUUAGUAAGGGAGUGGACAGCAGCAUACGGUGCUGGUCCGGUGCACGUGUCCAUCACGUGCAAGCAAGGGGGCAGCGUGUAUUUGCGGCGUCCGAUCAAAGCCGACCACCUCGAACUGCUCCGUAUCCAUGCCUGUAACAUAGUUGGUAUGAGUGAUACAGACUUUUCCGCAGAACUGCAACAGAAGAACUAUUCCAUCCGCCAACUGGUGAUAGAGGAUUCCGUUAUAGAGGUAUUAUUAACUGAAAUAUGGAGAUAUUACAUGGAUGACGCUGAAAAGAACCGAGAAAUCUAUCCCUGUGGGUAUCCCCAAACUCUGGAGGAACUGACUAUAAGGAAUACCAAUUUCAAGUACAUUCGAGACAUGAGCUUGACGAAUACGAAGAAUGACGAACUGAUGAAGAAGAUCCUUCAGUAUAACACAAGAAAGCACCAGUGUAUCUACAACAAUUUGCUCUACCUAGAGUAUUCGGGGACCAGCUCUAGCAGCAAGGAUGAACUCAAUGAGCAGUUUCUUUAUAAAUGCAUAUAUCCCAGCCUCAAAGUAAUGAACAUUUCCCGCCUCUUACUCACUCGAGCUCCCGAAAAACUUUCAAAAUACUUGUGGCAUAUUGACUUUCCCGAAUUAGAGCUGAUAGACUUGUCUCAUAACCGAAUCACAGAUAUCGACUUCGCAAGCCCCCCUCCCAAAGGAAAACGCAUAGCAGUUGACUUGUCAAACAACAAGCUAUCAAUUCUACAUCGGUCGAGCAUACAAAACGUGAAAAACUUUUAUCCUGGCGUCGUAAACCUCCGAGGAAACCAAUGGGUUUGCAACUGUUCUCAGCAGGACUUCGUCAAGUUUCUCCAGGAGGAGGAAGGUGCUGUUAUCGACGGCUAUGCCUACCUUGGCGAAGCAAAGUGCAGCCGACCAGUGUCUACGCUUGGUCAAUACCUAAAGAACGCCAAGAAUCUGUGCGGGGAAACGUCGGAUAAUCAUCUGCCAAGUCUGGUGCUUUACGUCUGUCUGCCACUUCUCGUACUCUGCUUCGUUGUCCUCAUUGUUCUUGUCAGAUUUAGACGGGAAAUCCGUGUUCUUGUAUUUACGAGGUUCACAUCGGUGAAUACUUGUUUGUUUGUCCCUGUUCCGACAAAGUCAGAGAGAGCGGAGAAGGAUUUCGACGCCUUUGUAUCCUAUAGCUCACUAGAUGAAACCUGGGUGUACGAUUUGUGUCGUCGUCUGGAGGAAUCUGCGCACGAGUUCAGAUUGUGUCUCCAUCACAAGCAUUUUGUUCCCGGUGCCUGCAUCUCCGAUAACAUAAUAGACAGUGUCGAACGUAGUAGGCACACCAUUAUGGUGUUGUCUCCAAACUUCUUAAAGAGUGAAUGGUGCAUUCUGGAGUUUCGGAAAGCCUUCCACCAAAGUUUGAUGGAAAAUGAGCGUCACUUGGUAGUGGUUAUGUUGGAGGGGUUCGAUGAAUCCAGUGUUCAUUCCGACAUGAAACAUUUUCUCAAGACUUACACAUACCUAAAGGCAUCUGACUUCUUCUUUAUGGACAAACUUGUGUACGCGUUAUCAAAGAAUCGGGACAAUACAAAGAACACGAGUCGUCACGUGGGAUCUGCUAAAGACCAAAUGGCGUCAAAGGCUCUUAUAAGUGUUGUUAAGUCGGUUUAGGUGUCGUAUAGUCAUUUUAGAUAUUGGUGUCAUGUGGUUA